GGCUGCCUUGCGUGGAGGGAAAUUUGAAAGCACUUGAAGUUAAAGACAAUAAUGGUGCACUUGAAAGAUGGUAUAAAUCCUUUAAGUACUCGAGAUGCUUUAAAACCCCGUUGCCAUAUGCUUCAGCUGUUGUUCUGUCCUUGGAUAUCACAUUGAAUCGAGAAGUACACACUUCAGGCGGCCGGCUCUGCAGCUACAUUUCAAAGAUGUGCACUAUAACUCCAAUAACGGAACCCAUAGAAAACUACUACGAAAUCCACGAGCAAAUAGGAAGAGGGCAGUAUGCAGUUGUCAGACAAUGUACUCAGAAAUCUACGGGGCUACAGUUUGCAGCGAAGUUUGUCCGCAAGAGAAGGAAAGGACAAGACUGUAGAAGUGAGGUCUGGCAUGAGGUCGAAGUAUUGAGCGCAAUAAAUACACCGUACCAACACACUAAAAUUGUGACAUUACACGAAGUCUUCGAGACUAGAAAUGAGCUGAUCCUAAUUUUAGAACUAGCACUCGGGGGUGAUUUGCAUCGGCACUGUGUCGCGCUAGACACAGAUGAACCGUCAUCAUCAAGAAGCGAAAAAGAAGUCGUAUUCCUUCUUCGUCAGAUACUAGAAGGAAUGAGGCAUCUCCACAACCAAAACUACGUGCAUCUGGACAUAAAGCCUAAUAACAUUCUACUAAUGACAGAAAUACGCUACCCCGAAAUAAGGAUCAUAGACUUCGGACUUGCUAGAAAAAUUAAACCUGGUGAACAAAUAUGUCUCAUUGUUGGCACUCCUGAAUACGUAGGCUUACUGGAAUGUCUCCAUUUGCUGGGGAAGACAAGCAAGAGACUUGCUACAACGUCUCACUAUGUGCAAUGGAAUUUCCUGAAAGCCACUUUGACUCAAUCUCGUACACUGCACGGGACUUUAUACAAAAGAUUCUACAGCGCUCUCCCGACGAUAGACCAACAGUCGAAGAGUGUCUUAACCAUCCAUGGCUGAACACGGAGGAGUUGAUUCAGAAAAGUCCAAGUAGACGAGUCCGUCGGUCGAGUCACCAGCACAUGAACGGAGAAGCCAAGGAUUCCUGCAAGAACGAACACCACAAGAAAAGAAAAAAGCUUAAAGCAGUUCAACAAAACAACAGCCUGGAAGAAAAGAACAACACAACAGAAGGAAAACAAGCGUUGGCUUCCUUAUAACCAAUGUACCCACGUUUAGUUCAUCAGGCAUGAAUCAAAAGACGAUCUCAAUAUGAAUAAGUACGGGAUCCUUAAGAGUCUAAGGCUUGGGUCAAACGUCUAACUUUACUUGAUCCGAACCUAAUUGAAACAAUAGAUAACAAGGCGGUCUUCUUUGAUGUGAUUAGGUUCGGCUCAUGUGAAGUACGACGUUUGACCUAGGCCUUAGAGCUGGUUAUGAAAACCUUAGUUUAUGAUGUAUCAUAUUGUAUCUUAGUAUAUACAGUAUAUAUAAUUUGAUAACAAAUAGACGAAUACGUUGGAUUUGAUUUGGUGAAAUGAUUUCAAAAAAUAUGUCUGUCAUUAGGCAAUGUCUAUUAGUAAUCCCGAUGAUUCCAAUAUUGAUUUUCAAGUAAAAAAUGUCGAAAAUUUAAUCUGGCUAUAUAGUGUAUAUAUUUAACAACUUAGUAAUAUUGUAGAAUAGAAGAAAGUGAUAAGGUAGAUUAUAUGAGUUAGAAAGUUUUCGUUAAAUAUUGUUUUGUUUUUUUUUCAUUAUUUCCUUAGGUUUAUAUAUUUUUUCUAUUAAUAGAAAUUCUUUUGUUUUUGUAAAUGUUAACAUUUGUGCUUUCUCAAAAAAUUGUGUUGCAUACAUUCCCAUUGGAAUGAACCUAAGAAAAUGUAAACACGAUGUGUGGUACCUAGGAAUACUUGUUUGGGAAAACAUUUGUAACCGGACGCGAAAUUCAUAGUUAUACCGGAAGUAGGUCAGUGUUAGGAUUGAACCGGAAGUGAAUUGCUUUGGCAUUUUGUUAAAGUAUGACUACGGUUACCAUGUGAAGCCUUGAAAAUAAGGAAUUCAGAAUAAUGUAAGUUAAGAUAGUUUAGGUUUUAAAGUACGAGAAAAAUUUUAUUUUUUCCCCUAUUCUAGAUGAGCUAUUUCCGUCAAUGUAAGAUUUUUUUUUACUUUAUGUAUAACGUGCUUAAUAAAAUAAUCCCUCGCCCCUCCCACACCCACCCCAAAUGUCAUUUUCAACUGCCACUUGUACAAAUACAUGUUUAUCGAUAUAUAUUCAGUUUAUUAUCUUGCUAAAACUUAAUUGGCAGCUUUGGAAUGAAGCAAUAAACUACUUGAUAUGCGA
Molecule: messenger RNA, 2295 nt
Organism: Actinia tenebrosa (Australian red waratah sea anemone)
Lineage: Eukaryota; Metazoa; Cnidaria; Anthozoa; Actiniaria; Actiniidae
Product: serine/threonine-protein kinase 17A
Biological process (GO): protein phosphorylation; positive regulation of apoptotic process; intracellular signal transduction
Cellular component (GO): nucleus
Molecular function (GO): ATP binding; protein serine/threonine kinase activity
Source: RefSeq, a predicted model, not a curated record